UAAGAUAUUUUGGUCUCUUUGAAGCUGCAGUUGAUGCGGCUGUGGGUACUUGUACGAAGGUACUCUCGUACUGUACCCGUACCAUUCAUUGUACGGGCUCCUGCAGCAUUGUCGUCAUUGGACGUGCCACGGUGCCAUGGCAGCACCAGCAACCAGCCCACGUCCACGUCCACGUCCAGGCCGCUAGUGGCUUGAUAUUGACUGCGGUGCGGAACCAAGGCGAGGGAAUAAUACUGUAAUGGAGGGGAGCAGAACUCGGGAGCACCGUACCGUAGAUAGGUAGUAACUUCGUAAGUAGUAGUAGUAUUAGGGCAGCUAGUACUGUAGGUAAAUUUACAGGCUGUAAGACCAGACGCCAAACGCUAGAGAGUCUCCUUUCGUCUCCUCACCCCGCCCGCCUUACCGGACGUCCCUCACUCUUCUCCCUCCUUUGCUCGCUCACAUGCACAACAACAUCUCUCUCCCCUCUUCAGAGCUCAUGCAAACCGCUUCGAUCCCUACUCGCACCAAACCAGCUCGACCCAGCCCCCACAGGAUAUACCUUCACCUCUGUUUGCGCUUCAACUCUUCCUCCAGACUCUAAGCUGGUCGGUGUACCUUUGCCCUCUUAUCUUGCUCGCCUGGCCCAGCAGUCUCUCGACCGCGACUCAGGGCCUGCUCGCUCGCUAGUCGUCAUCUGCCAGGAUCCCACCGGACUCCUUCUCGUCAACACCGUACUUCCCUGUCCAUAAUCUUCACAAUCCGGCUUUGGGAUCUUUGGGCACGACUCCCCCCGUCCGCCUUUUGUUUGUUCUCAUGUGCUGGCACCGAGCGACCCUUCUUCCCUGCACACCGUGUCGACAACAAACCUCAUCCUAAACUAGCACUAGCCGGUAACAUUAUCAUAUUAUUCCCACCGAGGGACCAUUUAUUAUACCCCCGCCAACCUCUUCGCCCACAAGCUUUCCCCAGCAACACUUCCGGCGCCUCCGUGUCGACCCCGACAACGACGACCACACUCGAUACAUAUCACUCGUCUGCCAGCAGGAUUCGUACCAUUCGACCUACGGCCGGCACCACCACCAAAACCUCCAAAACAGCCCUCCAGGUUCCGCCUAGAAUUAAGAAAGCUGGCUUCCAGGGAGAAUGCAAAGCGUGUGCUAGGAUCGGUCUUCUCUCCAUUCUCCUCGAAUUCCUCAACCGCUACGUCCUCAGCGGCCAGUUCUACAAGAUCUGAGAGUCCAGGACUCGGGGGUCCAUCACCCAGGGCAUCACUGUCCUUAGGGCCAUCGGAUCCGAACACAAUAUUUGCGCGGAGGGCAGCAGCGGCAGGUAAUUUACCUGCAAAUCCGCCCGUCACAAUGCCCCGCCCAUCUUUGUCGGACACAACAAAUGGCUCGACUCCAAGAGACAGCUUGGGAGGAGGAAAUACGCCACGGGCUAGUUUCAGUGCUGGUGGAGCACCGAGGUCAAGAAGUGGCAGCGCAGCACCAUCUUACAAAGCCGCAAGUUCCGUCGAGACAGAGAAGCCAGUGUGCUCAGGAAAUGGAGUGGCGUGCUACAUCAAUCUUGCAGAGCCUGUGAUUUUUCUCACAGGUCUUGACCAUGAUGGUACGACUCGCGAUUCGGGAUCCAACACGACCUCUAUUUUGCGUGGAAAGCUCAUUUUGAACGUCACCAAGAAUGUCAAAAUAAAGGCCGUGACAAUGAAAUUCACGGGACGUGCUAGGACGGAGUGGCCAGAAGGUAUCCCGCCCGAGAAGACUACUUUGUAUGAAGAAGAUUCGCUCAGGACACAGGUACUCCCGUUCUUCAACGCUUUGUAUGAGGGUUCGGAAUCUGGAUUCGGUGCCAUGUGUAAUUACGCGUUGCGAGGCGAUAAAUCAGCAAAUUCUUCUGUAACCAACUUAGCCUUGGAAAAUACAGAGACUGCCAGCGGAUUUUCUCUUCCGGGUAUCACCAACCGCUCUAGCAGAUCUAGCACUCUGCUUUCAGCCAAGGAGCAGAAGAGGCUUUCUCUGCAGAGUAACCAGUCUCGAAGUUUCACCAAAUCAGAAUCACCCUUUGGACCAUCUCCACAACAGAAAGGUUUCAAGACGUUCUAUCCUGGAAUUUACGAGUACAAUUUCGAGUUGCCCAUUGACAACAACAGUCCUGAGAGUUUGAAAUUGGUAUUGGCUUCGGUUAAGUGGCAGCUGGAAGUUUUGGUUGAGCGAGCUGGAACUUUCAAGCAGAAUCUUCAAGGAUUCAAGGAAAUUCCGGUUAUUCGAUCGCCUUCGGAAGACUCAUUGGAGCUGGUGGAACCCAUCUCCAUCAGUCGGCGCUGGGAGGACCAGCUCUACUAUGAAAUUAUGAUUUCCGGAAAAUCCUUUCCUUUGGGCUCGAGGAUCCCGAUCGCGUUCAAAUUGAUGCCCUUGGCGAAAGUUCAAGUACAUAAGAUCAAGGUUUACAUCAGCGAGAAUAUCGACUACUAUGCAAAGAACCGAAAGGUUACAAGAAGAGAAACUCAACGGAAAAUUCUUCUUUUCGAGAAAUCUGCUGGGAAACCGCUUGCUAAAGAAUAUCAACCGUCAGAGGUCAGAAUCACACGAGGUGGCGAGCAAGCUCCAGAAGAGCGAUCGCACAACCGAGAGUAUGAGCAGAACCGAAGACGGAUUGAAGCUCAACGCAAUAAUGUCGAACCUGAACCUCUUCCUGAGCCAACUGAUAACUUACUUGGCGACAUCGACCUUGGAUUGCCUAGUCUUUUGGGUGCCACCGAGUUGGAAAUUGAUGUUCAGCUGCCCACUUGUGAAAUGAUGGCGAAGGACAGAACGAAGAAAUUGACCCACGAUUGCACAUGGAAAAACGUUGAUGUGCACCACUGGAUUAAGAUCGUCCUGCGAAUCUCGAGACUAGAUGCCGAUGAUCCAACAGGGAAGAAACGACGCCAUUUUGAGAUCUCCAUCGAUUCUCCUAUUUCACUUCUCAAUUGUCGGGCAACGCAAGCCAAUCUUGCCCUGCCAUCAUAUUCUGAUGGGAAUAGCAGUCUUCUCAGUCAGCAACACGUUUGUGGAUGCCCGAACUCAGAGUUGGCAACGCCUCCAGCGAUGUCCGGAUUGGAAAGUCAAAAUCCAAUCAACGGCAGUGGAACUUUCCCGGGCAAUGAGAACGCUUUGCCAGAUCUCGCCAGACCGCCUCAGGCGCACCUGGCGACAAAUGCUGCAGCGGGCGUUCAACGGCCCAUCCAUUUGAUUCGGGCACCGAGUUUCAACCCUCCGCCAUUUGAUGCCGAAGAGGCUCCGCCGCCAAUGGUCACUCCACCGCCACUAUAUGAUCACGUUGUGGGCACUCCCAGUCACGAUGGACUGGCAGAUUAUUUCGAUCGUCUUAGUUACUUUGAGAAUGCAGAUUCAGACGACGAUGAGGGGUUGAAUAGAGCUACCAGUCGUGGCCGUGUCAAUAUCGUAAAUCCUCGCACACCUGGCGGGAGAUUGGCUAGAAGCAUGGAGAUCGACCGUAAUUUCAUGAAUGCUGCCCUCGCCAAUAACGCCAUCGACGGUGCCAGGACUCCAACGGAAGCAUCAGGUCCCCACCUCACCCUUCCCAGCCACUAAUAAAAGUACUUUGAAACAACAAUAUUCUUACUCAAACCCGAAAAUAGCAUUUGCUCUGUACAUAGCAACAAAGGCGGGCGUCGACGAUGAUAGUCAGGAGAUAUACCACGGGAUUGGAACGAAUUGGUGGCCGUCUUCACGGCCACGGAGCUACUCUUUGUUUGAUAGGAGCAUGGACAAACGGGUGUUUGGAUUCUGAUGAGGUUGGAUUGGUUUACAUGCACUGGUGACGGACAAAUCCUUAGGUUUAAUGCAUAAAUGGGAAGGCAGUGGCGUUAUUUUUAUAUACCGGUAUUCAGCAUGGGAUUUCUGGCGUUGGGGCAAUGAAUGAUUCAUGCUAUGCAUGUUUGGGAGUAUGAGUAUAUGAAUUCCAGCGUACAAAAGUGGCGAGAAUGGAAAUCCGAUGACUAUUGAUUUGGCAAAAGAGAGGUCACGUCGUGUGCUGAGUCCAGUCAUACUCCGUGACAGCCAUCACCCAUUCCCCAUGGACUUUCAUCCCUACUACCGAUAUCCAUCGCGAGCUACAGCAGCUCCACUGCUCGGCCGCAUUCCGAGUCAUAAGAAAAUCCCAAGUCCAAAAUGUCAACCAUAGACGACACACGCGACCACACCGCCUCCGCCCUGCCACCUUCGAUUGGGCAUCACGAUUCGAAAAUUUCCCGACUCAAAAGAAGGGGACUGCGUACCUCACACUAGUGAGUAGCUUAGACUUAGACAGACCGCCUUGCUUAUUUCAGAGUACUGAGUCAAGGUGCUUGCUUCGUAGGGCUGGGAGAAAUGGAUUUUAAUGUAUGGGAUGUUGAAGAGAUGGGUAAGCACGUGAAAUGGGAAGCGUUGUCAGGGACCAUGUCUUAUGGCGGUUGGUCAAAAUUUGAAUUCGAAAUUGAAAUCGCUGUACCCUAGAGAUAGUUCUAUGAGCUCGUAUUGAGAGCCCCACAGGAACUUGGUUCUGGAACUGCAGCGUUUGCAGGUCGUCCUGUUUGUUUACUUACUUGCCUGCCAGGCCUGAGGUUGAACAGCCAUGACCUAUGGUCCAAGGACUGAAAUUAGCCUCUUUGCGUCCUGGGGAAAUCAAAGAAACUGCCAACUCCAGAGUCGUUCAUCCAUUUUGCCUGAAUCCAGCUUGUUACUUCGCCGCCCUUGGGAUACCCCCCUACUGGAGCACUUCCCUGUUUUAUAUAUCAAAAAUUGACUUCGAGUUUAUCGAACUGGACUGAAGAGAUGGGAGGCAUAGAAAGUCUUGGU
This is a messenger RNA of Cadophora gregata, 4820 nucleotides long. RefSeq lists its product as uncharacterized. NCBI's taxonomy places the organism in Eukaryota, Fungi, Ascomycota, Leotiomycetes, Helotiales, Ploettnerulaceae. The coding region runs from base 1341 to 3575 and encodes 744 amino acids. The record is from RefSeq and is a predicted model, not a curated record. Gene Ontology annotation, molecular function: ubiquitin protein ligase binding; protein-macromolecule adaptor activity. Gene Ontology annotation, biological process: ubiquitin-dependent endocytosis. Gene Ontology annotation, cellular component: cytosol; cytoplasm. The transcript is spliced from 8 exons.